Molecule: messenger RNA, 344 nt
Organism: Meleagris gallopavo (turkey)
Lineage: Eukaryota; Metazoa; Chordata; Aves; Galliformes; Phasianidae
Gene: MRPL23
Product: mitochondrial ribosomal protein L23
Biological process (GO): mitochondrial translation
Cellular component (GO): ribosome; mitochondrial large ribosomal subunit
Molecular function (GO): structural constituent of ribosome
Source: RefSeq, a predicted model, not a curated record
CGCCAGCAGGAGGCGCAAGCGGCGACAUUCUCCCCGCUGUACGCCGCUCUGUGGUCGCAGCACUUCCGGGCCGGGCGGCGGCCAUGGCGGCGGGCGGCAGGAAGGCCGUGUACCCCUUAUUCCAGCUGGGCGGCCCCCAGCUGCGGAUUUUCCGCCCCAACUUCUUCAUGUUGGCAGUGCGGCCCGGCGUGCCGCAGCCCGAGGACACCGUGCAGUUCCGCGUCUCCAUGGAAAUGACAAAAGUGGAUAUCAGGAAUUACCUUGAGAAAAUCUAUAAUGUGCCAGUAGCUGCUGUGAGAACCAGGAUACAGUAUGGUAAGUGCAGUUGAACAGUUCAAAGGGGU